Egretta garzetta (little egret) is the source of this 4084-nucleotide messenger RNA. RefSeq names its product N-deacetylase and N-sulfotransferase 4. The transcript has 15 exons. Gene Ontology annotation, molecular function: deacetylase activity; heparan sulfate N-sulfotransferase activity. Gene Ontology annotation, cellular component: Golgi apparatus. The record is from RefSeq and is a predicted model, not a curated record. NCBI's taxonomy places the organism in Eukaryota, Metazoa, Chordata, Aves, Pelecaniformes, Ardeidae. Bases 725 to 3346 code for a protein of 873 amino acids.
CUGCAAAGCCGCCUCGAUGCUCGUGUAGAUACGAGGGAGAGGGAGGCUGACUACAGCAAACAGGAGGCACGGCGGCAGCACCGGCAGUAGUAACGGGAGCAGCUGGUAUUUGGGUGAUUAAAUAGUUCUCGCAGCCUUUUUGCUGUCGCCUGGUUGCUCCCCGGUGUAACCCCCCGCGUCCAAGAAGGAAGCUGCAUUUUUAACGGUGUGCUGAAGAGAGGUUUGAAUCGUUCCAGCUGGCUGCUUGCUUUAGAAGAGGACACUCUGUGUAUAAACGAGAUGUGACUGUGCCCAGCAGAGUUCAGUCACUGGGGCUGGAGCAAGAGGAACCUUCCCGGGAUGCCGCUCAGACAGCUGCUGUCAAUUGAAAACUCUCCCUAGUUUAACCCGGAGCCAUGUGAAGAGAUUUGAGUAGCAGAUGUCUCUUCCCUGCACAUUAGGAAGAGAAAUCCUUCUCUAGAUAAUGUUAAGAGUCCUCUUCAUUGAUUAUUGGCAGCUGCUACAUUCUGAGAAAACCUCUUUCAAUUUAGCUUUCCGGAUCCUUUGACUUCCCGCUCCAACAGCUUUAUAACCUCCCCGGCAGCUUCAUAAAUGCACUGCAAUGGUCACAUGAACGCCUUGGGAGGGGAAUCGGCACCUCUGCAUUGCCUCAUUCCUAUGGCACUUUAGGAAGAGAGAACCAGGAAAGUGGCAAGUCCAACAGAAGUUGGGAGUCCUGCGAAAGAUGAAUCUAAUCGUGAAGCUCCGCAGAAGUUUCAGAACGCUGGUCAUUCUCCUGGCGACCUUCUGCUUGGCAAGUAUCAUCAUUUCUGCCUAUUACCUCUACACCGGCUCCAAGCAGGAAAUGGCCCUCGUGGAAACCACUGGAGAAGCGGAGUGUGAAGACCUCAAGCUUCUACCAUACAGGUCUGUGGAGCUGAAAACACCUAAGCCGAUUGAUCCAUCCAAAACUGAUCCCACUGUCCUCCUCUUCGUGGAAAGCCAGUACUCGCAGCUGGGGCAAGAUAUUAUAGCCAUCCUCGAGUCCAGCAGAUUUCAGUACCACAUGGUCAUCAUGCCAGCUAAGGGGGAUAUUCCCCCUCUCACAGACAAUGGAAGAGGAAAAUACACAAUUGUUAUAUACGAGAAUAUUUUAAAGUAUGUAUCCAUGGACUCGUGGAAUAGAGAGCUUCUGGAAAAAUACUGUGUGGAAUACAGUGUUAGCAUAAUUGGUUUUCAUAAAGCCAACGAGAACAGCUCCCCAAGUACAAAACUGAAGGGAUUGCCAUUACAUCUUUACAAUAACGUAGCCCUCAAAGACUGCGUGGUAAACCCUCAGUCUCCCCUGCUGCGCAUUACCAAAGCGCCAAGGGUUGAGAAAGGUCCACUGCCUGGUGAAGACUGGACAGUUUUCCAGUUUAACCAUUCCACCUAUCAACCUGUGCUUUUAACUGAACUGCAGACCUCCAGACCGCCCCCCGCAGCACUGCCAAAGGCUGCUCUGUAUGCGACUGUCAUCCAAGACUUGGGGCUUCACGAUGGGAUUCAGAGAGUCCUUUUUGGAAACAACCUGACCUUCUGGUUGCACAAACUGAUCUUCAUUGAUGCCAUCUCUUUCCUGUCGGGGAAGAAGCUCAUGCUGUCCCUGGACAGAUACAUUCUGGUUGACAUAGAUGACAUCUUUGUUGGGAAGGAGGGAACGAGGAUGAACAUCAACGAUGUGAAGGCUUUACUAGAGACUCAAAAUUUACUGCGCACUCAGGUUGCAAAUUUUACCUUCAACCUUGGAUUUUCAGGAAAAUUUUACCACACAGGGACUGAAGAGGAAGAUGAAGGUGAUGACCUGCUGUUGAGAUCUGUGGAUGAGUUUUGGUGGUUCCCCCAUAUGUGGAGUCACAUGCAGCCUCACCUCUUCCACAACGAGUCAUCACUGGUGGAGCAGAUGAUCCUCAACAAAGAAUUUGCAAUAGAGCACGGCAUACCGACUGGGAUGGGGUACGCGGUGGCUCCGCACCACUCAGGGGUCUACCCGGUUCACAUCCAGCUGUACGAGGCCUGGAAGAAGGUCUGGCACAUCCAAGUGACCAGCACAGAAGAAUACCCGCACCUGAAGCCUGCACGGUACAGACGGGGCUUCAUCCACAAUGGCAUCAUGGUGCUCCCUCGACAGACCUGUGGCCUUUUCACUCAUACUAUUUUUUACAAGGAAUAUCCUGGGGGUCCUCAGGAGCUGGACAAAAGUAUCCGAGGAGGUGAACUCUUCCUCACCAUUCUCCUGAAUCCCAUCAGCAUCUUCAUGACCCAUUUGUCUAACUACGGGAACGACCGCCUGGGCUUAUACACCUUUGCGAACCUAGCCAACUUCGUUAAGAGCUCGACUAACCUGAAACUGCAGACGCUGCCCCCAGUUCAGCUGGCUCAGAAGUACUUUGAGCUCUUCCCGGAGCAGACGGACCCUCUUUGGCAGAAUCCGUGUGAUGAUAAACGACACAGGGAUAUUUGGUCCAGAGACAAAACUUGCGACCACCUGCCCAAAUUUCUUGUGAUAGGACCUCAGAAAACAGGAACAACAGCGCUUUAUUUAUUUCUUCUGAUGCAUCCUUCCAUUAUCAGUAAUCUCCCUAGCCCCAAAACUUUUGAAGAAGUUCAGUUCUUCAACGGGAACAACUAUCACAAGGGAAUUGACUGGUACAUGGAUUUCUUCCCCACUCCUUCCAACACCACCACCGACCUCCUCUUCGAGAAAAGUGCCAACUAUUUCCAUUCUGAGCAAGCCCCUAAGCGAGCUGCUUCCCUCAUCCCCAAGGCCAAGAUCAUCACCAUCCUCAUCGACCCAUCGGAUCGAGCGUAUUCCUGGUACCAGCAUCAGCGAUCCCACGAGGACCCCGCUGCCCUGAAAUUCAAUUUUUAUGAAGUCGUUACGUCCAGCCAUUGGGCGCCCUCGGAGAUAAGGGCUCUCCAGAAGAGGUGCCUGACACCUGGGUGGUAUGCUGUCCACAUCGAAAGAUGGUUAACUCACUACCCUGCCUCACAGUUGCUCAUUAUUGAUGGACAGCAGCUAAGAAGCGACCCGGCUACUGUGAUGGACGAAGUGCAGAAGUUUCUUGGAGUCUCUCCUCAUUACAAUUACUCUGAAGCUCUAACGUUUGACCCUCAGAAAGGUUUUUGGUGCCAGUUAUUGGAAGGAGGGAAAACAAAGUGCCUGGGAAAAAGCAAAGGUCGAAAAUACCCACCAAUGGACCAAGAGUCUCGAGCGUUUCUGUCGAGCUACUACAGAGACCACAACGUGGAGUUGUCCAAGCUGCUGCACAGGCUGGGGCAGCCCCUGCCCUCCUGGCUGAGACAGGAGCUGCAGAAGGUCAGGUAGCACGUGAGGGUGGGGACCCCAACGAGGACGAUUUCCUUCACCGUCAAACCCCUCGCUUCUCCGACUCACUUGUGAUCGUCAGUAGAGGACCUCAUGAAUAACGUUCUUUCUAUUAAAAAAAAAAAACAAACAAAAACAAAACCACAACAAAAAACAAACCCACAAAAGAAGAAAAAACCAACCGAACCCGACAACUGUUUAUAUGCACGCGCUGGCAGUUAUUAGCAUCGAGCCCUUUCGUCGGCUUCCAGGAAACAGUACGGAGCUCCGUGGCAUUACUCUUUAUCCAGACCGGGAUUCGUGCAGAGCCUCGUUCCUCCGUUCACCGGGAAGUACCAGAAACUGUGUGUAGGAUGGAUUGACUUCAGUGUACACGAGAAAUUGCAGUCUGUCAGGACACCAGCAAAGGCUGGAACAUCUCUCGCUGGACUGUGAGGGGGAUAUUCAGCACUUUGCAGCCGGGAUCCCUAAUGGUUAUGAUAAAUGUUGUAUUAAUGCACCAUCGUUGCUCUCUCCACAGAAAGAGGUAGGCUAAAUUCUCACCUAACCCUCUUCCCUGCCAUUCCUCCAAUAACUGAUGAUAGCCCGUGCUCUUUUUUCUCUUGUGGGUUCUUUUUUUCUUUUUUCCCUUCACCACAAGGUAUAUCCUGAUUUACUGGAGCUGUGUGGGAUGUGGAGGUGCAAGGCAGUGAGCUGGCCCCCCUCCUAGUUCUCAGUGAAACCCAUGGCCCGUCUUUU